Dictyostelium purpureum is the source of this 969-nucleotide messenger RNA. RefSeq lists its product as uncharacterized. NCBI's taxonomy places the organism in Eukaryota, Evosea, Eumycetozoa, Dictyosteliales, Dictyosteliaceae. The record is from RefSeq and is a predicted model, not a curated record. The transcript is spliced from 3 exons. The coding region runs from base 1 to 969 and encodes 322 amino acids.
AUGAUAAGCUGGCAUAUAACAAAUUCAAAUACCCCAUUACUAUACAAUCCACCUAUUUCAAAAUACCAAUCAUUUAGUUAUAACCAACUAAAUAUAAAUAACCCACCACAAUACCCACAACACCCACAACAUCCAACACCACCUGCUUUACCACAAAAUCAAAUCCCCACUAAUUUUCAAAAUAUUCGUAUUUCAAAAAACUCACCUUUUAGCAACGUUUUAAUUAUCCCAAAAAAUUUAGAAACCAAUUUAUUUUGCACUAAAACAUUUUAUAGGGAGUUAGAACCAUUUAUAAAACCAGACGAAUUUUUCGAUUUAUUAAAUGACAUCAACGAAAUCACAGAGGAGUCAAUUAUCGAAUCUCGUUCAAAGUACAAGAGCAGAAUAUUUGAUAUUACCUUACUAUUAGUUUUCAUUUCAGUUUUAAUUUUUUUCAUUAUAACCGGUUUAUACAGAGUUGCAAUUAUUACAUGUGUAACAGUUAUCUUAAUAGGAACUAUACUCAGACUAACUUAUUAUUUUUUAACAAAAGAAAAAAUUGAACAGAAAAUAGAAUUAGGUUUCGAUAAUUAUUACUUUGAACUUAGUCAAAAAUUAUAUCCAUUAGUUUUUAAAGGUCUUUUCAGAAAAAUACAAAGCUCAAAAAGAUCAGGUUGGGAAUUUAUUCAAACUGCUUUAAUCAUAGAAUACCCAACAUUUAUUAAAACUCCAUACGUUUUUCAAAAUCCAUUAAAUAAUAAUAAUACCCAAAAUCAAAAUCAAAAUAUUAUAACACCACCUUCUCAAGCAUCAAUUCCUAUUCCAUCAACAUCAUCAACUUCACUACCAUCAUUGGUUUUUAGUGAAUCAAAUUCUGUAAAUGAAAAUAAUAUUAAUAACUUUAAUAAUAAUAUAAUUCAAGAUAUUAGUAUAAAUUUAGAGUUUAAUCAAAAUGAAAUUAAUAACAACAUUAAUGAAAAUAAUCUCUAA